GAGUCCGAAGGCUCCAAUUACUUGCCCAUCACUGUGUGUUUGGUGUCAGUGUUGCCGCAGGCAGUCACCCAGUUUGAGGAGCUGGUCGGGAUGGCCGAAGCGCUGCUCAAGGGGGGAGUGACAGCGUCUGCGUCCGCUCUGCACCCCCACGCGCUUUGGAAAGCAUCGAACAGUUCGUUAGUGGAUUCAUACACAGCGCUGCACAGCAACGCCAGCUCGCCAGGGACUCUGAAUGUGGAGGACGAGGAUCAGGCUGAAAAACAGUUCAAGAUCGAGAAGUGGCAGAUUGCACUGUGCAACAAGAGCAAACCUCAGAAGUUCAUAAACGACUUGAUGCAGGCGCUUUACACGCACGAGUACAUGGCCACGCACAGCCUGACGGGCGCCAAGUCCUCCUCCUCGAAGGACAAAGCGGCCAAGCCGGCGAUGAAUCAGAACGAAGUCCAGGAAAUCAUAG
This is a messenger RNA of Mesitornis unicolor (brown roatelo), 457 nucleotides long. RefSeq names its product BEN domain-containing protein 6-like. NCBI's taxonomy places the organism in Eukaryota, Metazoa, Chordata, Aves, Mesitornithiformes, Mesitornithidae. The transcript has 2 exons. Gene Ontology annotation, cellular component: nucleus. Gene Ontology annotation, molecular function: transcription corepressor activity; DNA binding. The record is from RefSeq and is a predicted model, not a curated record. The annotation marks the transcript as partial. Gene Ontology annotation, biological process: negative regulation of Notch signaling pathway; positive regulation of neuron differentiation.